Messenger RNA from Oldenlandia corymbosa var. corymbosa, 480 nucleotides. The record is from the annotation of a GenBank genome assembly. NCBI's taxonomy places the organism in Eukaryota, Viridiplantae, Streptophyta, Magnoliopsida, Gentianales, Rubiaceae.
AUGGGUUCCAAGAGCAUCAAAUUCUUAGCUUUUUUGCUUCUCCUAAACCUUGUAUUUUUCUCCCUUGUCAGUGCAUGUGAUGAAUGCCCAAAGCCAAAGCCAAAGCCAAAGAAGCCUAAAUGUCCUAAACCUUCUCCCAAACCUAAAUCUCCUAAAACUAAAUCCCCAAAGCCAGCUUCUCCUCCUCCUCCUCCUCCACCUGAAUCUCCUAAAGCGACUUGCCCAAUUACCCUAGAUCUAAACCCAUGUCUUGGUUUGCUUAAUCUUGCUGGGAUCAUCAACAUCGGAUUAUUUUCUGAAGCUCAAUGUUGCCCGCUUCUUGAUGAUCUUGCUGACCCUGAUGCUGCUGCUUGCCUUUGCAAUGCCGUCAAGGUCAAAGUUCCCGGCAUUAUCAACUUAACUCUUCCAGUUAACAUUAAUCCGAUCUUCGGGCGGUGUCACAGGACUUGCCCGGAGAAGUUCCAGUAUUGCUCUUAUUAG